Molecule: messenger RNA, 714 nt
Organism: Eupeodes corollae
Lineage: Eukaryota; Metazoa; Arthropoda; Insecta; Diptera; Syrphidae
Exons: 1
Coding region: 1-714 (237 amino acids)
Source: RefSeq, a predicted model, not a curated record
AUGUCAGAUGCGAAGACAUCCAAAAUACCUUUAGAUACUGGAUAUUUCAAAAACCAAAUGACGGAUGAUGAGCUUUUAGACGACAAUGAAAUUUAUCGAAAAGCUAUUGGCUCACUUCUUUACUUAUCAGGAAAUACAAGGCCGGACAUAGCAGCAGCUGUUUCAAUUCUUAGCAGAAAAGUAUCCUGUCCUACUCAGCGUGAUUGGAACGAAGUUAAACGCAUUUUAAGGUACUUGAAAGGAACUUUACAGCUACAGCUUUGUGUUGGAUGCAACAAAAAUUCAAAACUUGUUGGAUAUGCCGAUGCAGAUUGGGCUUCAGACGUUAAAGGACGAAAAUCCACAAGCGGAUAUUUAUUUAAAUUUGGAGAAGCUAUAAACAGUUAUGCAAGUAAAAAGCAAGGAUUGAUUGCACUUUCAUCAAAUGAAGCAGAGCUUGUCGAUUUAGCAGAAGCAACUCAAGAACUUAUUUGGCUGAGAACAUUAUUUGAAGACCUACAAGUUGAUUUAGAUGAUGUUACAAUAUACGAAGACAAUCAAAGUUGUUUAAAACUUCUAGAUUCAGAGAAGAUAAAUCCUCGAACAAAACAUAUAGAUGUGAAGUACUAUUUUCUUCGUGACAUUAAAGAAUCUAAAGAAGUUAAAUUCAUUUACUGUCCAACUGAAGAAAUGGUUGCAGACAUUCUAACGAAACCAUUACAGAAUAUUAAGUAA